This is a messenger RNA of Periconia digitata, 1985 nucleotides long. Lineage: Eukaryota; Fungi; Ascomycota; Dothideomycetes; Pleosporales; Periconiaceae. The record is from the annotation of a GenBank genome assembly.
AUGUCGAGAACAGCACCAGAUGAAUUUGAUGCCAGCCAUCAUUACGGUCAAACAUCAUCCCUGAACGCGUACACCGCUGUCUCAUCAAGUGAGCCCAAUGAGAAAAACUCGUCGGCAAAUCCGAAUGAAGACGUUGGAAUCGAACGCGGUAAACAGAACCGACAGAAGCUUGAGAGCCGCCAGCGCCAGAUAGUGGGCGCUCUCGUGGAUAUUUUUUGUAUUUUUCUGUGCAUAGCCAUCAUCGUCUUUGCCGUGUUCGUUCGGAAAAAUGACGGAGUAGAGAUGGGAACUCAUCAACGACAGCUACUCGACAUUUUUCGUACAGCUACCACCUUCUUCCCGUACCUCUUUGCUUUGAUCGUGAGCCGCGGAAUACGGAACGUUCUCAAUUGGCGUUUGGCGAGAGGCAUCAACAUGAUGAGUUUCGCAUACCUUUCGAAAUGCUCCACGCUGGCUAACGCUUUGAUCGCGCCGUUGGGACUGCGCACCUUUAAUCGGGUACCUCUAAUGUUGAUUGCCAUCUGGGUCUUUUCUCCCCUGGGGAGUCAAGGUGUCCUACGAUCGGUAUCAGAGCUCCAAACGGUUCAGACAACCAACUCCACCGUUCUUUACUACUACCCGGCUGCCAGCCGCCAGACCGAGAGUCCCGGCUGGCUUAACGGCUACAACGCGGCCAACGCGGUCUUGUUCGCCUCAUUUCUAUCGGUUGGAACCUCUCUCAAUCGUUCUGAAGAUACAUUUGGAAAUAUCAAGAUACCAACUCUCAGCAAAUCAAAUGGAUAUUAUGAUUCUACAGACUGGAUAAACAUGCCAGCAUCCGGCUGGGCUACAUACUCGUCGUUAAUCGGGAUCCCCUUUCUGAAACCAACCAAUCGAGGCAAUUCAACAUUUAAAAUGCGUUCUUGGUACUGGCAUCUGAGCGACCCAACCGUAUCCCUCAGCAUAAGUGGCACGGGAUCUUCUUCCACUGUAAGGGGGUACCCAUGGCUACCUACCGCACAGGAGGGCUUGGUAAAUUACACCAGUACGAGCGGAUAUUGGCAGUUUCUGUUUCCCAACUCGACAGCAUCUUCCGACCGCCCGGCCUCACUUACUAUGCCUCUCAUGUUCGAAAACGCCAAUCCUGAUAAUCCGAAUGCUACCAGCCUUAAAGGUUCGGAUGUCACUUCAAGACAUGCUGGCAUCACCCGCUUAUCGGCGAACCUAACCCAUGUCCCCGUAGAAAUGCACAUCUUCUGCAAUACAGGCUCCUGCAACACCACCGCCAUCCGUCUAUCAGAGCUUGUAGCUCCCUACCCUCUCGAAUCCGAUCUCACCUUCUUCACGCAACAUCUUCUGUGGUGGCUUGCGCAGGCAAUUCCAAUAACACACAAAGGUACCCCUGAAUACGACGUAUUCAACUAUUUCCUCAACGACUCGAAUGCCAACCCGUUCAGCAAAGGUUACGAGACGCUGCCAGACCUUGCAUCUCUCGGAGCAACAGAGCUAGCUUCCCGCUUGGAACAGGUCAUCAAUGCUUACUGGAUCGCUCACUCGGCCCUCGCUGGCGUCGUCAAUCUAAACAGCUUGAAUCUAACCGAGUAUGCGGCCCUCUCUGUAAAUACUGCUCCGCUAUUAGCCAAUGCCAACGCAACGCUCUUGGACUUCAAAUCGACUUUGAGAUGCGACAAGCGAUGGCUUUCGAUUCUAUGCCUCGCUACGAUAAUUAUGAUGGCCGCUGCUGCCACAUCCCUCACUUUUAAUUGGCUUUACAGUGGACCUGAAGUUUCCGAUUUUACGAGUGCUUUGAUGCGCAGCUACCGCAUGCCAGAGUUUGACCGUGGGACAUGGAGCGGUGAUGAUCUAGUGAGGCAGUUGAGACACGUGUCAAUCAAGGUUGGCGAUGCAAGCUCCGAAAGUAACGUUGCAAGCAUCGUAAUUGGGCCCCAGGAGGUGGUGGGAAGUUUAGACGGAAAGUGACGUAUAAGUAUCCAAUGUGUGUAGUC